Molecule: messenger RNA, 1965 nt
Organism: Rhodofomes roseus
Lineage: Eukaryota; Fungi; Basidiomycota; Agaricomycetes; Polyporales; Fomitopsidaceae
Exons: 2
Coding region: 1-1965 (654 amino acids)
Molecular function (GO): protein binding
Source: RefSeq, a predicted model, not a curated record
AUGUUUCGCAGCGCUACACCCUCCGUGCAUGCCACCUCCACCAACCUCAGAGCGUUCCUUCAGGCCCCCUCAGCCGGCGCGCACCUGUUCACAACCACCGCAAAACCCAGCAGUACGAAACCUAAACGCCGUCCGGUACUAGAUGCGGCGGAACCUUCGUCGCGCAAGACAUUCUCUCCCAGCAUCUACGAGGAUGUCAGACCGAAGUCUCCAGAGACACGGGGCCACCGGUUGACUUUGACCAAGCGCGCGCGCACGGCUGCGGAGCAGCCACAAUUGAAUGCCUAUACGUUGUCGCUUCGGCUCGAGCGGAUGGUCGCGGCAGGGCAGCUGGAUGGCGCUAUCGAGCACCUACAAGAUAUGCCUCUCGAUGCACAGAAUGUACCGGUUUGGAAUACGCUUAUACGCCUAUCGUUGUGCGCGGAACGGUAUCAGCUAGGAUUCCGGCUUUACAACGACAUGAAACGCCGUGGUUUCGUGCCCAAUCUCAGGACGUACACCACAAUGCUCGGCCACUUCACGACUGUCAAGGACUGGGAUGCUCGUACCAAAUUGCUACACCAAGUCAACAGGCUCCACGACAACUACCUGGAGUAUGCUACCAAGAUCAAGAAGGAUGACCCCAAAAGCUCAGAGCUCAGCACUGCACCCACGAGGGGGUAUCUCCGCAUUCUGAGCUCGGCCGGACAGUACCAGCAGUUGUUCGAUGUCUUCAAUGCCAUGGACGAAGAGGGACCACUGGCACCUGACCUAACAGUGCACGGUGCUAUGUUGCGGGCGGUCUGCACGCGGUCACCUACCAGUACAUCUACUCCCGACGCUGCUCGAGCGGAGAACGCAGCCCGGGCGAAGCUUGUCUGGCGGCAGCUACUCAAGUAUGUGGAGAGGACCCCGUCUGCACGAGUGGACAGCUAUCACAUCAGAGAGAUGCUCUUUGCCCUAUCCCAUGGCAGUCCCUCUGACCAAAUCUUCGCCUUCGACCUCGUACGCGAUUACCUGGGCCUCGCCAAACCUGGCGAGACCCCGAAGGAGCCCAUCGUCCAGCUAGAAGCACACACCUUCGAGGAAGUGCUGAAACUCUGCAACAACUCCCAGAAGUAUCGUCUUACCAUCCACUUCUUCCAGCAAGUAUCGGGGUCCCUCGAGCCCACGGAGAAGUCUAUCAUCAACUGGCGCCACGUCGAAGCUGUCCUCAAUGCCCAUGCAGCGCUCGCCAUGAUGACGAACGACGACGGCGAGGCCAGUCAGGCCCUAGACACACUGCUAUGGGUCCUCAAGCAGUGGGCUGUCGAAGGCCGCCCCGAUCGGCUGCAGCCAACUCGCGACCACUUCAACUACGUGCUCAGUUGCUGUCAACGGAGCGGCAACUGGGCGAUUGCUGCGCACACGUUCGAGGUCUUCACAGGCUACCGCGCUGCCGACUUCGCUGACGGCGGUGCUGACGCGAGCGGCGAGCAACCACAUAGGGACCUGCCCUCUGGCAGGCCCGCCGAGACUACCAUGUUCUUCCUCUCCGACCUCGCGCGUACUGCCUACUUGUCGGGUGACCUCGCCCAUAUGCGGCAUUGCCUGCGAAUAAUUCGAUUUAUCGACCCACAGUGGUACUACCCCCACAAAGAACACAGCCACCACGACGAUCGUAUUAUGAUGAGGAACUUCGUAUCACUCAACGAUAGGCGCUUCUAUGCCACCAGGAUGGCGGAGGAUGUUGUCGCUAUGAUCGACAAGGUGGUUUCUGCGGUCUCGGAGCAAGAGCGUCAUACGAAGGAGGAGGACUGGUCGAGGACACGGCAGAAGGCGAAGCUCGUCGUGCGCGAGGCACGCGCGUCGACGGACACGGUGACGACGCCUUUCCUGGCGAUGAAUCCCUUGGGCGGAGAGCGGAGUCUUGCGGCGACGGACAGCUUCGUAGAGUAUGACAUGACUGUGCGGCGGAAUGCGUCAUCUCGCUCGACGAAGCGGUAG